Molecule: messenger RNA, 5349 nt
Organism: Dryobates pubescens (Downy woodpecker)
Lineage: Eukaryota; Metazoa; Chordata; Aves; Piciformes; Picidae
Gene: RBM33
Product: RNA binding motif protein 33
Exons: 19
Coding region: 212-3814 (1200 amino acids)
Molecular function (GO): RNA binding
Source: RefSeq, a predicted model, not a curated record
AUAGCGGCGACAGCGACGGUGGUGGCGGUGGCCGCCAUGUUGUGGUAGUUUGUUGUUCUCCUGCGGCGAGUACGUGCGGAGGGGCGGCGGGAGGGGGAGCCGCCGGGCGCUGAAUUCGAGCCCUUCCCCGUCCCUCCCGCUCUUCAUCGCUUCUGAGGGCGGCACGGGGUCGCUGCCGGGAGCUGACGCCGCCUGGACAAGGCGAAGAGCCAUGGCUGCCGCUCUGGGAGGAGGCGCAGAUGAUGACUUUGAUCAGUUUGACAAGCCUGGAGCAGAAAGGUCUUGGAGAAGAAGAGCUGGAGAUGAUGAUUGGGACAGUGAACUUGAUGAUGACUUGCUUGGAGAGGAUUUGUUAACUGGCAAAAAGAAUCAGUCUGACUUGUCAGACGAAGAGCUGAACGAUGAUCUUCUGCAGAGUGACAACGAAGAGGAACAAGAUUUUCGUUCUCAAGGUGUCACAGUUAGCCUGAAUGCUACAUCUGGCAUGCUUACAUCAUACGACCUCUCUGAGACCAUCAAUGAUCCAUCAAUAGAACAUGAGUCUGAAUAUGACCAAGGGGAAGAUGAAAUUGGUUAUGACAAAUCUGAAGCACCUGAAGUGUAUGCUUCAGAGUAUGCAGAGGAAGGACAUUAUGAAGGCAAUGAUCCUGAACUGACAGAAGACCAAAUAGAAUAUGGGGAAGAGCCUGGAGAAGAAGAUGAAGUGCUAGACCUUGAAAUCAAUGAACCCCUAGAUGAAUUUCCAGAUGAAGAUUACAUGCAAUCAUAUAAUGAGCAAGGAAUGGAAGAACAAGAGGAAUAUACAGCUGAUGAGGAGCUGGAAGAAUCUCAGCCAAUCACAAAUGAAUCAGAAGAGGCAGCUAUUGAAUCUCUGGAACUUCAAGAAGAAACUAAAGAAGAAUCUGAUGAAGAGGAGGAUGAUGAUGAAGAGUCUGGCCGAUUACGUUUCAAAACUGAACGGAAAGAAGGAACCAUAAUUAGGCUCUCAGAUGUGACAAGAGAGAGGAGGAACAUUCCAGAAACUUUGGAGCUUUCUGCAGAAGCGAAGGCAGCCUUACUUGAAUUUGAAGAGAGGGAAAGGCAGCUUAAACAGGGACGCUAUGGCUCAAGGAGAGGAGGGCGAAGAGGAGGCUCGGUUAUGUGCCAUGGAAUGGGAGAACAAAGGAGAGACAAUGAUAGGGGAAGAAUGAAGGAUCACAGGCCUGCGCUGCUGCCAACCCAGCCAUCAACAAUGACUCAUUCACAGAGGUUAAUUCCAACACACCAGCAACCUGUUAGGAGUCUGUUCCAGCAGCACCAACAGCAGCAGCAGCAGCAGCAGCAACAACAACAACAACAGCAGCAGCAACAGCAGCAGCAGCAGCAGCAACAGCAGCAGCAGCAACAGUUACAAUCUCUGCUUCCUUUGCAGCAUCAGCAUCAUUCUUCUCCUCCUCCAGGGCUACAUAUGCCCCCUCAGAUUGAAACACCUAGAAUAAUGAUGACUCCCCCUCCAGUGACACCUCAACAACCGAAGAACAUACACAUAAAUCCGCAUUUUAAGGGGACAGUAGUGACACCUGUACAAGUGCCCUUGCUGCCAGUUCCAGCCCAGCCAAGACCUGCUGUAGGACCCCAGAGAUUUCCUGGCCCUCCAGACUUCCAGCAGCAUACGCCUGGACCAGUCCCUACCAACUUCUCCCAAGCUCCAAGGCUGCCAAUCCAGGACCAGUGGAGAGGGCCACCACCGCCGCCACCACCACUUCCUCCUCCACCUCCUCAGGAAAGAGAUCCUUUCUUCUUAGCAGAUCCAAGGUUUCCAGGCCAUCCCUUGUUUGAGCAGCGAAGCCCCCCACCACCACCUCCUCCUCCGCUUCUGAACAGCGCACAUCCUGUCCCUGCCCAAAAUCCGAUGCCGUUUGCCCAGCCCGGGCCAGCGUUUCCUCAGCAGGGCCAGCAGCCUGUAUUUCCCCGAGAGCGGCCGGUUCGGCCCAACAUGCAGCCUCAAGGCCCUGUGGGGAUUCUCCACUUCAACCAGCCUGGCGCUGCAAAUCCGCGGCCCUUCAUCCCUCCGAGGCAGCAGUUCCUGCAGGCUCCAGGACAGCCCUUCCUGGCCGCACAUGCCCAGCCCACUAUGCAGGGUCCCUUGCAUCCUCCAUUACAGCCUCAGCCACAACCUCAGCCUCAGCAGCACCAUCACCAGCAGCAGCCACCCCACCACCAGCAGCAGCAGCAACACCAUCAUCAUCUCCAAGGACCACCACAGCCCUUGAUGCCCAUGAACCAGCCACAGUUCAGGCCUCAUAUGCAGGCCACACAGCAGCAGCCAAAUAACAACAGGAUGCAAUGUCAGCCACGACAGAGUCCAAUGAAGCCAAGGCAUAACACACCGUCGCAAAACAUUGUCAAGCGUCCAAAUCAGCAGCUACAGUCAACUGCUCCAAGGAAUAGUAACUUGCGUGAGUUGCCGAUAGCACCAUCACAUGCCCUGGAAAUGAGCAACAACAGGAGAACCUCUACUCCAGCCGCUCAGGUCAAGCCCAUUGCCAGCACCAUGUCUGCCACCAAGCCUGUGGCUGAUGGUGGAAACUCACAGGGAAGGCCUGAGAUGAAACCUAAAGCUAUCACCCCAGUUGGCCAAGCAAAAUCAGAAGUAAAAUCUGAAACAGAGUAUCCAGAUGAAGAUGAAGAAACUAGAUUGUAUCGUUUGAAGAUAGAAGAGCAGAAGCGUCUAAGAGAAGAAAUUCUGAAACAAAAGGAGCUGAGACGACAGCAGCAGGCUGGUGCUAGAAAGAGAGAACUGCUGGAGAGACUAGCGCAGCAGCAGCAGCAACCUACACAGCAGUCCUACAUGCAGCAGGAGGAUGACUCCUCUGAGUUCCCCACCAAUGGCAGCCCCUACAUACCCCACUCUGGCUUACAGACCAGGCAAAAUGUGAAAACCAGACUCCUUGUUAAAAAGCAAGAUACAGUCGUUCCAAAUAUCCAACCCAAACCCACUGAUUUCCCACAGGCCGGGGCAAAUAUGCAGUAUCAAGGACAGCAGCUGAAACCAGUGAAGCAGCUGAGGCAGACUAGAACAGUACCUCUGAGUCAGCCUCAGACACCACAGAAAGUCUUACAGACAAAGCCUGCUGCAGCAUCGCUGCCCACCCCACAGACUGCACGAGUGGCUUCAGUACAAGCAAGGCCCCAGGAGCUGAAGCCUGGCGUGAAAAGGACUGUCAUGCAGCGGACAAACAGUAAUAGUGGAGAUGGGCCCCAUGGCGGCAGCAAAGUCAGGGUGAUUAAGUUGUCAGGAGGGCAGGGGGGAGAGGAUGCUGGCUUUUUUCACCCAGAGGGCCAGCCCCAGCGGUCUCAACAACCCCCGGAGCCGAAACAGCAGCCAGUGCGGAAGGUCACAUUGACAAAGGGAAUGCAACAGCAGCAGCACCAACAGCAGGCACAGACCCAUUCACCAGCUCCUCAAGGAGUCAAAAACAUCCAGGGAAUCCAUCAACCUAAAAAGGUCAUUAUGCACGGCAGAGGCAGAGGAGUAGCAGGCCAGAUGGGCCGAGGACGCUUGAUGCCAAAUAAACAGAACCUGCGAGUGGUGGAGUGCAAACCUCAGCCCUGUAUUGUGUCAGUUGAAGGGCUUUCUUCAUCAACUACUGAUGUCCAACUGAAAAACCUGCUGAUGUCAGUGGGACCCAUUCAGAGUUUACAGAUGCUUCCCCAACAACGGAAAGCCAUAGCAAAAUUUAAGGAGCCAGCCCAUGCUUUAGCAUUUCAACAGAAAUUCCACAGGCACAUGAUAGAUCUGUCCCACAUAAACGUGGCACUGAUAGUUGAGUGAAGUCUGCUGAGAGGAACUCUGACACUGGCAGGAGUGUGCUUGAGGAGCUACGUGAGGCACAGUGGCAAAACCAUCGGAUUACGAAACCUUUCAUCGUAGGCUUUAAUUGCUGUGUUGAACUACGGAAGACAAGAAGAUGUCCUCCGGAAGAGCUGAACUUGAGAGGAUCUGCAAAGGUGGAAUUUCUGUUUGGUUUGUUCACAUUCUGUUGUAACCACAUGGAACUACAGACUUUUUUUUUUUUCCAAAUGCUUUCAGUGCAUGUAGACACUGUUCUUCAAGAUCCUACUGUGCGGCCACAGUGACUUGACAGAGAACGUUUACAUCAAAAGAUUUACAAACUCUUCAUAGCAAAGAAUAUUUGAUAAUGGUUGCUCUUAUCUUCAGUGCGAGGUAUUUGACUGAAAACUCACUUUUCUAAACAAAACCCCUUAGUUAUUUUGUAUCUCUGAGAGUACAGAAGGAAUUCUUGCAUAGAAUUCAGUGUGGUCUGCUUCUACUGACUAGCAGUAUGCUGAGAAGCUCUGGAGGUGACGCUGGGAAAUUGUAGUUUCAAUCUUUGUAAAUAAGUCUGUCUUUGCAUUUUUCUAUUCCAAGACAAGAUUCCAUCUUCUCCUUCCAACGCCACUUACUCCACAAAACCAUGUGUAGGAAGAACAUUACUGUGUUUUCCCUUGGCUUUUAAAAGUGAGGGCUUUUGCCCUUCAGUAGCACCAUGGGGUAGUGAACUCUUGAGUUGUGACUAGGUUGUUUUAAAUGACAUUGCCAGGUACAAGGAAAAAAGAAACAUUUGGUGGCUCACUUCAAAAACAUGACAUAGGAAGAGUGACACAUUGCUAAUAGUUCUUUUGGGCUAGUGUCUCACCAUUGCCUUAUGCUUUGAUUAGUUUAUUUUAUUUUGAAAUUUCUUUUGUAACUAAUGCUGAACCAUAAAAAAAACAACCUGUAACUGAAAGGACUUGGCUUGAUGUGUUGUUCCCAAUACAUACAGGACUGUAAGGAUGUGAUGAAUCUACCGGUGAACGUGGCAGUUCCCAAAAUUACCUGCAGACAUUAAGGAUCAUAUACCUUAUUCACAGUAAUAUCCAUAACAUUUCCUUUUGGUUAGAGCCAUCUAGAUGGUGUUGCCAAAGGAAGGAUUUAUUUUUUUUUCCCCAGUUAUUUCUGAAUAAACUUAUUAAAAUGUCAUCUUUAUAUUGGAUUCCAGUUUUUAUGAACAUUGCCUUAGUUUUUGGACUGUAAGCUUCUGCUUCAUCCUUUAUUUUAGGAAUAACCUUAAGCACUCCACCUACUAUUUAAAUGGGGGGAGUUGGAGAAACCUUAGAGGUUUGUUACCUGAGUUGACUGAGGAAGAACAUUGUUGGUAUGUAAUGAACCAGCUGCAAAUGGGGUCCAAAAUAGGCAUUCCAAGCAUGGAAGGGUGAACUAAGGGAGUUCAUAGUGCCGUAGAGAUCCUGGCGGGGAGGGGAUUUAUUUAUCUAUUUAUUUUUAAGAUUUAAUGUUAACCAAGUCACAAAGACCUAAUUGGCUUUCUU